ACGAAAAGAUAUAAAACGGAAAAAUAACAAAGAUUGUGUCAACAAAAGAACAUUAUGUUUGUUUUCCAGGAAAAGUAAACAUCCCAUCAUAGAUUAAAGGAGAAGAAAUAAACAGUUAUAAAGAGGUUAGACUAGAAAAAGAUAAGAGAAACAUGACAGUUAUAGUGAAAAAAAGGGUCGAGUAGAGGAUAUUAGGUCAGGAAAUCCGGGUGUUACGUUUUAAUCGCUGUCUAUUUUAUAAGCGGUGUUAAGUGAAAUAAUUUUAUUUCAAGAAGAAAGAAUGUCUGCUGUUGCUCGUCUUGCGGGCAAAGUUGCCAUCGUAACUGCUUCCAGUGAUGGAAUUGGCUUUGCUAUUGCGAAGAGGCUAGCAGAAGAUGGUGCUAAAGUAAUGGUUAGUAGUCGUAAAGCAGCCAGAGUUGAUGAAGCAGUGUCUAGUCUCACUUCAAAAAGUUUGAAUGUUGCAGGAACAGUCUGCCAUGUUGCAAAACCUGAAGACAGAAAGAAACUUGUUGAAGAAACACUUGCAAAGUUUGGUGGUUUAGACAUCCUAGUAAAUAAUGCUGGGAUCAAUCCUGCUUUUGGACCAGUAUUAGAUACUUCUGAAGAUGUUUGGGAUAAGGUCUUUGAAACUAAUGUCAAGGCACCAUUCUUGUUCUGCAAAGAUGUAGCACCACUGAUGGAAAAAAGAGGUGGUGGCUCCAUAAUAUUUGUGUCAUCUAUACUAGGUUACCAUCCAGAAACAUUGCUUGGCUGUUAUUCUGUUAGCAAAACAGCUCUUCUUGGUUUGGUAAAAGUACUUGUUCCUCAGCUUAAUGCAAUGAAUAUCAGAGUGAAUAGCAUAGCUCCUGGUCUUAUUGAUACCAAAUUCAGUGCAAUGCUUAAAUCAGAUGAAUCCAUCCUGGCACGUAUUCCCAUGAAUAGGUUUGGUACUCCUGAAGAAUGUGCUAACGUCGUGUCGUUUUUGGUGUCUGAAGAGGCUAGCUACAUAACAGGUGAAACAUUCAAAGUGACCGGAGGAAUGAUGUCAUCACUCUGAUAGUUUACUGACAAUUAUAAGAAUAAUAUAUGCAAGAAAAAGUUUGUCUGCAAAUGAUUAUUUUAUAUAAGCAUAUUUCAGAAAAAAAUAAAAAAUACUUUUUAAAAUAAUUAUAUUUAUUUUUCCCUAAACAUGAAUGAUUUAAAGUAAAAUAUCAAAAGCCAAUCUUUUGAA
Octopus bimaculoides (California two-spot octopus) is the source of this 1210-nucleotide messenger RNA. Its product is annotated as dehydrogenase/reductase SDR family member 4. NCBI's taxonomy places the organism in Eukaryota, Metazoa, Mollusca, Cephalopoda, Octopoda, Octopodidae. The record is from RefSeq and is a predicted model, not a curated record. Gene Ontology annotation, molecular function: carbonyl reductase (NADPH) activity.